AUGCUAUACGAUGCAGAGGACAAUCCCAGCCCCCGUGGGCGACCCAGGCGCACAUCUUCGGACCGGUUGGCCAGGCCCUAUAGGAGCCGGUCCAGUUCACCGUUAGCCGAGGUGUCGUUAGCUCAGGAUGCGCAUGCCACCGAUCCAUCGCAUCACCUGCCAACACACGAGACCACCGCUACGUUUGGCGAGAUACGCCCCAGAAUCAUCAGAGGCACUACAUUUGAAAUACUCAGGACGGCUGUGCGCACGGAAAAAGACCCCGAGAACAUCUGCAUCGCCCUGGUGAACAUCGGCAAUCUCGUGUACUACCACAUGCUACAGUACGCGUCGGUGGCCACCGAGACAAACCGCGACACCGGUUUUGCCACAGAUGCAAACUCUCCUUUAGCGGGGAUGACUCGGCAGAAGUCGUGGUUAGAUCCACCUGAGAAGCAUGCGCAAGGCCAAUUCCGCAACACCGAGACCUCCUUCCAGUCCCCACCCCACCCUCCGCCCAGUGGUAACCAUGACAACCGUCGGGCAUCCUACACCACCGCCGCCAACGAAGAGAAGAGCUACCAAGGCAUGGUGAUGCUAUUGGUCGACACGUUGCUAGGGCAACUGAAUGUCCCUGCGCCUCACAACAUUGUGUGUGAUAUGGUCAUCGCACAGCUGUCGCUGUUGCCAGAUGUCAUAGGCCCCUUUGUCACGUCACAGGAUAUGAAUGAUCUGGAUGCGGGCGAUGCACCGGAUAAGGGUGCGUGGGCAGCCCUGGGUCGCCUGUCCUUUCUCCUGUACACAGAAGUCAUGGCCAACUUCUCUGACGCCAUCAUGACAGCCCUGUCACUCGACGCACACAGCGCAGAAGAGCAGCGCCUCAAAGACAACCGCAUCACGCGACUGUUGUUUGCGCUCAUGGACUGGGCCAUGAUCACCCCCAACACGGCAAAGGCCACCAUCACCACCAGACAUAGAGCGCAGAAGUCGUCGUCACUGUCCAAGUUGGAUGCCACAGGAUACAGUCCGAAGGUGUGGAGGGAAUGUGUGCAUGUGUGCAUGUUUGUAGAGAUGGCAUUACGUAUAUUCAUGCGUGCAUAUGCGUGGAGAUGGCAUCACGUGUAUCCGAUUGUAGUGUGUUACGUGUAG
Messenger RNA from Sphaeroforma arctica JP610, 1128 nucleotides. RefSeq lists its product as hypothetical. Lineage: Eukaryota; Ichthyosporea; Ichthyophonida. The transcript is spliced from 6 exons. The record is from RefSeq and is a predicted model, not a curated record. The coding region runs from base 1 to 1128 and encodes 375 amino acids.